Saccoglossus kowalevskii is the source of this 510-nucleotide messenger RNA. RefSeq lists its product as uncharacterized. The record is from RefSeq and is a predicted model, not a curated record. Lineage: Eukaryota; Metazoa; Hemichordata; Enteropneusta; Harrimaniidae.
AUGAACAGUACUGAUGAAGAAUCUAUGCAUAGAAGGGAUCGUUACAGUGAGCAAAAAAUUGAAGGAUGUCACAGCAAGACUUCACAUUCAAGUGACAGAAAGAAAAAACUUCUUAAAGUGUCGUCUGAGAGACAUCAUCGCCGGCCAUCAUCACAUUCAAGUGAUGAGAUUAAACUUCUUAAAGUGCCGUCUGAGAGACAAAAUCACCGGUCAUCAUCACAUUCAAGUGACGAGAAGAUGAAACUGUAUAAAGUGCCGUCAAAAAGACAUCACAGCCGGUCAUCAUCACAUCACCGAUCUCCAAGUCACCAUAGAAGAAGAAAACAUGAUGAUGAAAAACAAAAUGUUCAUCAGCGGAAAAGUCGAAAAGACUUGCAUGAAGAAAGUCGUCAUAGUCGUCACAAUGGUAAAAGUGCUUCACAUUCAUAUUCACCUCAUCGUCACCAUAGUAACAGCGCUUCACGUCAUCGUCACCAUAGUAACAGCGUUUCACAUUCAUCUUCACCAUAG